Boeremia exigua is the source of this 862-nucleotide messenger RNA. RefSeq lists its product as uncharacterized. The transcript is spliced from 2 exons. The record is from RefSeq and is a predicted model, not a curated record. Bases 93 to 659 code for a protein of 188 amino acids. NCBI's taxonomy places the organism in Eukaryota, Fungi, Ascomycota, Dothideomycetes, Pleosporales, Didymellaceae.
AGGAGGUACUCACAGCUCACCGCGCACGAUACGAAACGUUCUACAUCUGAAACAUCCGGCCACCGCGAUACAGCUUUACAAAGGCGUCGAGAAUGCUUUUCGUACUCCUCGUUACUGUUUCGACCCUCGCCACUGCAGCGCUCCUCCCUUCAGCCCCCCGCUCCGCCUUCUCUGAUGCGAGCCUUCUGAAUGACAGGUGCACAUUCAUACUCUGGCACCAUCAGCAAUCGUCAUUAGAUUAUAUUCAAUUGAAUACGAUCGUUGACCAUGCGAACAGCAUGACUAUCGACGUGGCUUCACAUCGCCCAGCUACAGCGUUUAAUAGCUACACCCGGCUUGAUCAAAAGCGUAUUUUUGCAGUGGCGGGGUUACUGGACGAUAAAAGGCUGACUAUUGCGUCUGGUGAGGGUGACGUCCUGAAGUUCGAAGUUGGUGAGGUAAAGUGGAAUACAGAAGGAAUGCAUGGAAGGCAUGGUGAAAACGGGAAACGAGCAGAGGCCUGGUGUGAUGCGGGGAAAUGGGAAGGUAGUUCUGACAGAAGGAAGCGAAUACUGAGUUGCGCAUUCCCUUGCGAGCGAAUAGCCGUCGCGGAUCUAGGGAGCGAAAAGUACGGUCAGGCACGCAAAGAAGGAAGUCAAGCCAGGAUUGGCUUGGUGUGAGCUCGUUCACUUCAGCCACGUACAUUUCGCCGACAGGAUCAUGGCUGAGGACUGCUUUGUCGAAUCGCUUGUUGUCUCAAGUUCUAGUAAUGUAGAACCAAGCCUUGAAGUCUCGAAAACGUGUCUUCUGUCAAUCUGAGCACCUUCCGAACUCUGCGUGUGGUGGCCCUCAAAUGUGGCGAACGACCAAGCCCUCUGUGGGC